AUGAGUUGGAAAGACCGCUUAACAAAACUUUCUUGGUUUGGUUUUGGUUUCUGUGUGAUUUUCCCACAAUAUGUGCUACUGUCUAUUGGUACUGAAGAUAUCUUAGCUGGAUCCUUGCUAUCUACAGCCAUUGUUUUGAUAGCUUUUACCGUUCCUGACAUACUUAGCAAAGCUGUUCUCAGCCCAUGGAUUGUGGAGCGAAUCUCAUUCCUGCCAGCAUUCAUUCUCCAUUCAACUCUGUUUUUUGCUGUUCAAUUGACUUUUGUGUUUGUCAAUAUGGUUAACGUGAGACUGGCUGGGAUGUGUGUACUUGGAUUUGCCAAUGGUUUAGGAACGAUUACUGCGGCGAAGUUAUUGGGUUUUUACAGUGAAUCCGCUGGGCUGUAUCAAAGUGGAGUCAAUUUUUCGACAGUUGCAUCUUCUAUCACAUAUACUGGUUUGACAACGUGGGUAUGCGUUUCACCUCGUAUUGCCAUUGCCAUUUUGAGCCCAUUUUGUCUGUUUCCACUCUUGAUUUAUGCGUUUCUUGAUAAGGAACCACUAAAAACCUGCAAGAACUCUACAAAGGACAUCGCGUAUCAACGUUUGGACGACAAAGACAACGAUUCACAGUCAGACGCUUUGCAUGGAAUUACAGAUUCUAAGGCGGAGGGCAUUGGGACAAAACUCAAGCUUUUGWUCAAUGAGUUUCUCGUCAUUUUUUACCGGGGCUUGGUGAAUUUCUUGGGAAACAUAUCCCUCGUUGCCAUUCUUUCUACUGUGACAUUUAAAUCCUCUCCCUUCCCUCCUCGGGAUCACUAUCAGUAUUACCGAUUCCUGAAUGAUCUUGGUAUAAUGCUCGGAGGGAUUGAAUUAUCUCUCGUGUCCUUAUUUUGCCCUCGUUUCCUGGACACCAUUAAGAUUCGUCGUAUCUGGAUCUUGAUUCUGUUGGAUGUUGGUCACGUGAUGGUGUUUCUGUCAGUUUCCUGGUUUCACUACACAGACAACGUCUACAUCAUUUUCAUCUUGUGUUUCACUCAUGGUGUAAUUACAGGCUGCGCUUGCGUCCACUGCAUUUCUUUAGCUGUCGACCUCUUCUCAGAUUCCAGGAAGCGUGGGAAAGUUCUCGGGUAUAUGGAAGUGAGUGUAUCAGUCGCCAGAUUAUCAGCAGGGCUGUUGGGUAUAUUCGUGGAGAAAGUGCUAAGAGAUCACUGCGAACAUCGAUUGUUGUUGGGUCGAUUCUGUUUAGCGAGACUUUCUUCGCCUGGAAUGUGGAGUACGUCAAACUGUACCAAUUAUUGAUCAGCAGACAAAGUCCAAUCCUCMAAUGCGUAUUCAAGAUUUUAAGCUCAUUUCUAGACUUCCAUGUGCUGUCAUUAAUAGAGUGAUCGCACUUAAACCGUCAGGUCGACUUUUAAUACAAAUUAAUACUUCUUAGAUUCUGUACAGUUGCACGGAUUAAGUACGCUCACUCAAUAUUGAUCUCACUUAAACCGUGAAACUGUACAACUCUAAGUAGUACAAAUUUGUUCUAAAAGUGAACAUGAAGCAAGACUGUAUUAAAUGCUUCAAUUGUAUCAAUUCAAUUUGUACAGUUGCACGGAUUAAGUGCGUUCACUCUAUCAGUUUAUAAGAAU
Exaiptasia diaphana is the source of this 1616-nucleotide messenger RNA. RefSeq names its product protein btn-1. NCBI's taxonomy places the organism in Eukaryota, Metazoa, Cnidaria, Anthozoa, Actiniaria, Aiptasiidae. Gene Ontology annotation, biological process: regulation of intracellular pH. The record is from RefSeq and is a predicted model, not a curated record. Bases 1 to 1281 code for a protein of 426 amino acids. Gene Ontology annotation, cellular component: membrane; vacuole. The transcript is spliced from 2 exons.